Molecule: messenger RNA, 4288 nt
Organism: Biomphalaria glabrata
Lineage: Eukaryota; Metazoa; Mollusca; Gastropoda; Planorbidae
Product: ubiquitin thioesterase zranb1-B-like
Exons: 11
Coding region: 401-2545 (714 amino acids)
Biological process (GO): cell migration; positive regulation of Wnt signaling pathway; protein K33-linked deubiquitination
Cellular component (GO): nucleus; cytoplasm
Molecular function (GO): cysteine-type deubiquitinase activity; K63-linked polyubiquitin modification-dependent protein binding
Source: RefSeq, a predicted model, not a curated record
UUAGCUAUGAUGUCAUAAACAUGGAGGGUUAGGUUUAUUUUGGAUCCUCUCAACAAUAACAAGAUCCCUCGUAAGGCGUAAGAGAGUAAUGUCAGCUGAAUUUUUCUAUAGAGGUUUCUUGAUGAUUGAUUGACCACACACAAGACGUCUUGAUUUUUUUCAUACAGUUCACCAAUUAAUGAGUAGCCCUGAUAUAGUCUGACAGAAAAUAACAGUUUUUCUUCUAGGUUUGACCUUAAGAAUGCUAAGGCAAUAUAAUAUGAAGAUUUUUAAAAUCAUUUUUUCAGUAAGGCAAAGAAACUGAAGCUAACAGACUGCAUUUUGAGCCUAAGAGGCUUGGCCUCAACUGGCUACUUUUUAACAAAAGUUUCAGUAAUAUACAUUUCCCAAAAAGAAGAAGAUGAGCGAUGGCGUGGAGUCAAAAUGGUCGUGUGAAUUUUGUACAUAUGAAAACUUUCCAGCUGCCAAAAAAUGUACCAUGUGCUUCAAAUGGCGUGCUCCCCACCUAAUCUCUGACACUAUCAAUGAAGAGCAAGACAUCUACAAAAUGGCUCCUCUUGUUUCUCCACCACCCAGUGAGCUGAAUAUAUUAUGUACUACCAGCAGCUGUGGUGAGAACAGUAAGUGGGCUUGUGAAGUAUGUACCUAUUUGAACUGGAGCAAAACUACUAAAUGCGUUCAGUGCUCAAACCCCAAAAGGAAAACAUCACCACCCCUUCUACAGACUCAAUUACCUGGGAUAACCAUCAAUACUUUUGAAGGUCAUCCUGGGGGCAGCACAACUCCUACACGCAUAUCUCCAGGAUCAAUGUCAAAUAAUAUUGUAAGCAGCAAAACGUCUAAUAAUGACAACAAAUCUAGUACCCAUGUGUCUGUUACCAAUCCCACUAAAUGGAAUUGCCUUACUUGCACAUAUGAAAAUUGGCCCAGAUCACUUAAAUGUGUUAUUUGUGGCACACCAAAAGACAAAAGCACAGGGGACAUCCUGGAAGCUGUAAGUUCAACCAGAACUGAAAAUGUGCAUCGCAGAAGUCCAUCUACAUCUGUAUCGAGCCGUAGGGGACUGGGUGACCGUAUAGAACAGCACAAUUAUCAAGCUGGGGCAUCUGCUUCAUCAGUGACUAUUUCCUCUGUUAAACAACCAUCAUCUCCACCAAUGGCUAGAGAGAAAAGACUAGCAAUGCUUAGAUCAAAACUUCGUGAUUCAGAUUGGCUGUGGUUGAAUGCUUGCUUGGGGGCUGUGGAAGGGGACAUGGAAGCCAUUCAUGCCUUUAUAGCUAGUGGAGGUCAUCCAUCAAGGCAGCUGACAGUUCAGGAAGUAGAACUUCUUGAUCGACCAAGUGCCUUUCAGGCAGGAUAUACUCUGGUGCAUUUAGCAAUACGAUUUCAAAGAGAAGACAUGUUGGCCAUACUGCUAAGUGCCACAGAUGCAGCUACUAAAGCCACCAAACGUCUACCAUGUAUGGCCUGUCCAGAUUUAGCCACAGACAUAAGGAGACAAGUGGUGUCCUCAUUACGUCAGAGAAAAGGAGAAUUCCCAUGCUCUUUUCUAACUGACUGUGUGACAUUUUCAUUACCCGCUGAAAUUGAAGACUUUGAAAGAAUCAUUCAAGAACAGUUAUUUGAUGAGAUUUUGGAUCGUGAUGUUCAGAAUGAACUUGAAGUGGAAGAAGCCAUUAUUAACUGGAGUAUUGAGCUUACAGAAAGGCUAGGUAGCAGAUUAUAUGCCUUAUGGAACAGAACUGCUGGUGAUUGUCUAUUAGAUUCCGUCCUUCAAGCCACUUGGGGUGUAUUUGACCUUGACAACUCCUUGCGCCGUGCCUUGGCAGACAGUCUGCGUGAAGGAGUUAUGAAUUUCUAUCCUCGUUGGAAAGAGUAUGAAUCCAUGCAAGCUGAGUCUUUGCAUUUUACUCUGGAUGAAGGCCAAUGGCAACAUGAUUGGGCAGUUCUGUUAAGUUUGGCUAGUCAACCAGGAACUUCCCUGGAGCAAACUCACAUCUUUGCUCUAGCUCACAUACUUCGAAGGCCUAUCAUUGUAUAUGGUGUCAAAUAUGUCAAAAGUUUUAGAGGAGAAACUAUUGGAUUUGCCAAAUUUCAAGGUGUCUACCUGCCACUCCUGUGGGAUUCAUCUUUCUGCUGGAAAAAUCCUGUUGCCUUGGGCUACACACGAGGACAUUUUUCUGCAUUGGUGCCUAUGGAGAUGGACAUGGAUGAUGGUGUAGGGGCUGGAGCCAAUACCGAAUCCGCUGAUGAGGAACAAGUGGCUUACCUCCCACUUGUUGAUUGUGAGGGCAAAUUGCUGCAGAUGCACUUCCUCUCAGGCUCUGAGCAUGGCCGUGAAGAAAUGAUAUUAAAAGAAUGGCUCCACUGUCAUAAAACAAAAGGGGGACUUCUUGUAGCAACGCAGCACCUUAGCAAACGUCCUGUGGCUGUGAAACAAAUGGUUGAUGAAUGGUUGGAUCACUACCGGAGAAUGCAGUCUCAGCCUUCAGCUAUCUCAAUCAAAAGCACAUUUGGCAGUGAUGGUGAAAGUGAUGAUGAAUAAAGAGAAGAGCACUUGAUAAGCAUUAUAAGAAUUAUACUCAUCUGUUUUAGUUUUGUUUCUAUUAUUGUGAUCUUAGUUGAGAGCUGCCCAGGUCAUUUAUUCCUAGCAUUAGAAAAAGUCAGUGUUUGAAUAUGUUUUUUUAUUUUUUUAAUUACCGAACCGAAAACAAUGUUUAUAUGUCUUAUAAAUGUUGGAGAACAAGAUUUUAAUUUAUUUCUCCGUGUUCAUCAGUUUUAUUCCACUAGACUUGUGGUAUGUUGUAUAUAGAAUGUUGAUUUUAUGGGCCAUUAUAGACACUAUUGUUGUAUGCUGCACCUUAGAUGAUAGUGAUGUGGUGGAGACAUUUCCACUUCGUCUCAGGGAUUUUAAAAAUUAUUUUUUAUAAUGAUUAUCCAGAAAAAAAAAUCAUGAAUCUCUUUUUUUUUUCUUUAUAUCUAGUAACCAAAGUCUGUUUCUCAGAGACCUUUACCGAUUACUGAAUCAUGCCUUAGUUAAAAUAUCUAGUAACCAAAGUCUGUCUCUCUGAGACCUUUACUGACUACUGAAUCCUGCCUUAGUUCACAAACAUUUCUUCACAUAAUGAAACUUAUUUUUUUUUAAAUGUCUGAAUAAGAGUUGUGAAUUUUAGUAAGGGAGUGGUUUGGGGGGGGGGGGGUGAUUUUGCAAUUUCAUUUCCUGUUUGACAAUUUGCCUUUGAGAUUGAUUAUCACAACUUUAAAAAAAAUUCUAAUAUGGAAAAGAAAAAAAAAGGUUUUAGUUCUUAAAUUGUAACAAAGUUAUCAUCAACUUUGACCUAAUUUUGUAGAUUAAAACAAAGCAAGAUUUGCUUGGAAAAAAAUGUGAACUUAUUAUCUGCAAUACUUUAAAGAACUUAGCAUUAACUUUUGUAUGUUAAUAGAUGUAAUAAUCUUACAUUUUAGAAAAUACAUUUUGAUCUAUUUUUAUUCAAUUUUUUUUAAAGUUACAACAUUGGUCUUUUAAAAUGAUUUUAAAAAAUGUAAAAACACAAACCAAAAGACUUCUAAGAUGAGAUUGUGAUAUGACUGUGGCAGUAUUGUUUCUUUCUUCAGUGUUUCUAAUACUAAUAAGGUGGCAGCCACAGUUCAAUGUAUAUAUUUCUACAUGUACCUUAUUGUCUACACUUGGGCAGUUCUGUGUUGUUUAACAGAGAAACAUAUCAUUUCUACCUUAGUAAAUAUUGUUUGGUAUGACUGGGUCAGUAUAAAAUGUAUAUAUAUAUAUUCUAAAGCUUUACACAUUUGAUUUAAGUUGCCAUAUUUGUGUUGAUACUCUUCAUUUGAAUUUUAAGUGAAAGUAAGUGCAUCAACCUGUAGUACUUUGUAUUUUUCUCCAAUAUUCAAAUGAGCUGAGGAUUCUGCAUUUCUUUAAAAAAAAAAAAAGACUUAAAUGUUCAGAACCGAAAUGCUUGAAAUUGAUCAGCCUUUAAGAAUUGAUAAGAAUUCAAACUGCCAUUCAUUUAACUUUCACUAGAGAAAAUUCUAUUUAUAUUUGCUCAUAAUGUGUCUGUAUUGAUUCAGUAUUGUGGGGUAUACAUGUGUUCAUAUAUUGUUUGUUCCAGAUUCUACAAAAUAUUCACAGUUGUGCAUUUCUUAUAUGUUGUCUUAAAUAGUGAUAAAUGGGUCCUUGUAAUUAGGAUUUUAAAUGUAUAUUAAUGCCAUAGCUUUGUGAAAUGAAUAUUUCAUUGAUUAUGGAAAGGUAAUAAAUUUCUUAUGUUGCAAAACA